UCUCUGGUUCUCGACUUUUUGGGUCGCCGACCAGAAGGACGCUUCAGCUUUCCUCUCUCUCUCUCUCGUUCUGUUCUACUCAGAUUCUGAAUCUUUUGGUUGGGAGAAAAGAUGUCUGGAGGAGGUACUCAGAAGAGCUUGAGGAAAUAUUUGGGAGCUAUCAAGGACACCACCACAGUUGGAUUGGCUAAAGUUAACAGUGACUACAAGGAGUUGGACAUUGCAAUUGUCAAGGCCACAAACCAUGUCGAACGCCCGGCUAAAGAAAAACACAUAAGGGCUGUUUUUGUUGCAGUUUCAGCUACAAGGCCUCGAGCAGAUGUGGCGUACUGCAUCCAUGCUCUUGCCAGACGUCUUGCCAAGACACAUAAUUGGGCAGUGGCAUUGAAAACGUUAAUCUUGAUACAUCGUGCUCUUAGGGAAGUGGAUGCUACCUUCCGUGAAGAAGUCAUUAAUUAUGGAAGGAGCAGAAACCAUAUGCUAAACUUGGCUCAUUUCAAAGAUGAUUCCAGUCCAAACGCAUGGGAUUAUUCUGCAUUUGUCCGGACAUAUGCUUUAUUUUUAGAGGAGAGGCUGGAAUGUUUCCGUAUCUUGAAGUACGAUGUUGAGACAGAUCACCCAAGGACCAAGGAACUGAACACUGCCGAAUUGCUUGAACAGUUGCCAGUGUUGCAACAGCUUCUGCAUCGUGUUCUUGGUUGCCAGCCGCAAGGAGCAGCAGUUUAUAAUUUUGCCAUUCAGUUGGCAGUUUCAAUGGCAGCUGCAGAGAGCAUUAAGAUUUAUCAGGCAAUAACCGAUGGUACAAUUAAUUUGGUUGACAAGUUCUUUGAGAUGCAACGCCAUGAUGCUGUUAGCGCUUUUGAGAUAUACAGGAAGGCGGGUCAGCAGGCGGAGAGGCUGUCAGAGUUUUAUGAAAUAUGUAAAGGCCUUGAUCUAGGACGUGGAGAAAAGUUUAUCAAGAUUGAACAGCCACCGGCAUCAUUUUUAGCAGCCAUGGAGGAGUAUGUCAGAGAUGCUCCUCGAGCUUCAUCUGUUCGGAAGGAUCAGGUGGCUAACGAUAAAAUUGCUGCUCCCAAAGUGGUCCUGGCUAUAGAGUAUAAGAAAACCCCAGAAGUUCAGGAAGAUCUCCCAUCAUCCCCACCUCCACCUGAACCUGAACCUGUUAAAGUGGAGGCUCCUGUUUCGGAACCACCUGAUCUGCUUCAUUUGGAUAAUCCUAUCCCGGCUGCAUCGGAACUAGAUGAGAAGAAUGCUCUUGCUCUGGCUAUUGUUCCAGUCGCUGAUUCAUCAACAACUCUCCCUUCUGGUCCUGAUUAUGCAAACGGAACUACAGGCUGGGAGUUGGCACUGGUAACUGCUCCAAGCUCAAAUGAGAGUGCUACUACUGCAAGCAAACUGGCGGGAGGGCUGGACUUGCUUACAUUGGACAGCUUAUAUGAUGAUGCACUUAGAAGAAAUAACCAGAAUGUAAGCUACAAUCCAUGGGAGUCGGUGCCCAUGGCUAGUCCUAUGAUGCAACAACCAGCACAUGACCCAUUCCUUGCCUCCAACACUGUGGCAGCACCCCAUGCCGUGCAGAUGGCAGCAAUGGUCCACCAACAGCAAGCUUUCAUGUUGCAGCAACAGAUGAUGAUGAAUGUUCCACAACAGCAACAGCCUUUAAAUCCUUUUGGUAAUCCUUAUGGAGCUGCAAACCACCCUUAUGGGUCGGGUAUUCCUGUUCAAUCUUACAAUCCAUACACCAGCCUCAUGUAAGGAACGGGAUCAGUAGUCAUUUGUUGUUGGGUGAGAGCACAAGAAGUUGGUGGAAUUGAAGGACAAGCAAAUAAUAUUUGAGGCUUUUGGAGACUGGUAGGGAGGGCUGGUUUCAAGACACAGAUGUACCAUAUGUUGUGUAUGUGCAGUUACUAUCAUGAGAAUAUUACAGGUAUUAGUUAGGGAGUGGAGUUCUAGGUUAUUGAUUAUUUUUGUGGGUAAUGAUUCCUAAUAAUGUUUUUCAGAUUAUCUGAAGAUUUGACCUGCAUUUCUGUGCUUAGGCAGGAAUCCCAAUUCUUGUUCUCUUUAUUUGAAACUUUGAAGGCUGUUAAUGAUUUGUAAUUGCUUUCCUGUUAUCAUUUACAUAUGAAGAGAUCAGGGAGACAUUGUGAUUUUUUCA
Messenger RNA from Telopea speciosissima, 2155 nucleotides. RefSeq names its product putative clathrin assembly protein At5g35200. NCBI's taxonomy places the organism in Eukaryota, Viridiplantae, Streptophyta, Magnoliopsida, Proteales, Proteaceae. The coding region runs from base 112 to 1755 and encodes 547 amino acids. Gene Ontology annotation, cellular component: clathrin-coated pit; clathrin-coated vesicle. The transcript has 16 exons. Gene Ontology annotation, biological process: vesicle budding from membrane; clathrin coat assembly; clathrin-dependent endocytosis. Gene Ontology annotation, molecular function: clathrin heavy chain binding; phosphatidylinositol-4,5-bisphosphate binding; 1-phosphatidylinositol binding. The record is from RefSeq and is a predicted model, not a curated record.